Messenger RNA from Amborella trichopoda, 2121 nucleotides. Lineage: Eukaryota; Viridiplantae; Streptophyta; Magnoliopsida; Amborellales; Amborellaceae. The record is from RefSeq and is a predicted model, not a curated record.
AUGAGACGCCAAAAUGAUGUUUUGAAUCUUGUUAUCCAGAGAAUUGAUGUUGAUGAUAGUGAUGGUAUGGCCCAAGCUAUUAUCAACAACUUCCAGUGUGCUUUUACUUCUGAAGUUAAAUGUUUGUUGAAGAAAUGGGGAAUUGGAGAUGAGGAGAGCAAGGCAAACGCUAAAAAGAGCCCUGCCUCCGAGAAGAUAACCAGGGUGCGAACGGAAGUGAAAAUUAUAGAGAAUUACCAAUUACACACGGUGGCACGACAAGCUCAAGAGCUCCAUGCAACAUGGGUCGUUUUGGACGGGCGCCUAAAGAACCAAGUAGAGAGCUGCCUCAAGUUGCUAAAAUGCAGCAUUGUUCUAGUUGAACAGUCCAUGCCCAAGAUCCUUAGGCUGAAUAUCAAGCAUGUGGGUGAAGACAUCACAGGAACUCCCACAAUUGCAGAGAUGGCAUGUGAUAGUGCAUUUAAGAACUCCAUGUACUGUGAUUCUUCUAUUAUUGGAACUUCACCAAGCAGCUUGGGUUUAGAGAGCCCCACCACCAGCACAAACUCCUCCCCGAGCCCGAGCCCGAGCCCGAGCCCGAGCCCGGACCCAUACGAAAGAGCCACUGCACCGACGAAUCUUCGAGCUCCCAGAGCAUUACCCAACAAGAGGGAGCUUCCAAUGCAGAUUAAAGAUUCUAAAGGUGUUGUUGAUGGUGCUACUUUUCCGCUGAGGAGUAUCGGCAAUCAGUCGCCAUUAAGAGGCACAAGAAGUGGUAGAUUCUCACCCAAGCCACCAAAGCCCCCAUCUCCAGCUAGAAGGUCCACCGACUGCCGCCCCUCCCCGCACCCACCCACCGCACCUACCCGACCCAUCCUCAAGCCCCACACCCCCUCUAAACCAUCACUCCAAUACACUACUUCUACUUCUCCACGGUUCUUUGAAAGGAGCCCAAGCCUAACGCAAGCAAUCUCCCUUUCCAUGCGUCGGCCCCCGGCAUCCCCACCCCUUUGCUCUACUUGCAAGCACAGAGCCCCUACUUUCGGACAGCCUCCGAAGAGAUUCUCCCAUGCGGAGAUGGAAGCUGCAACAUGUGGAUUCUCGACUGCCAAUUUUUUAGCCGAGGGAGGAUAUGGACCAGUGUAUAGAGGGGUGCUCCAAGAUGGUCAAGUGGUGGCUGUGAAGCAGCACAGAAAGGCCAGUGCACAGGGAGCCUUUGAAUUCUGCGCCGAGGUCGAGGUGCUAAGUUGUGCUCAGCACCGGAAUUUGGUACUGCUUGUGGGAUACUGCACUGAGAAGGAGUGGUUGUUGGUGUAUGAAUUUGCUUGCAAUGGCUCCUUGGACCAGCAUUUGUAUGGCAAGGAGAGGAUGGCAUGGGAGCACAGGCACAAGGUUGCAGUGGGAGUUGCAAGGGGUCUGAGGUAUUUGCAUGAAGACUGUCGCGUAGGGUGCAUCGUGCACAGGGACCUGAGGCCCAACAACAUCCUUCUUACUCAUGAUUUCGAGCCCAUGGUUGGGGACUUUGGUCUUGCCAGGUGGCAAGCAGAUGGUCAAACAGCGGAAGAAACACGUGUGAUCGGCACAUUCGGGUAUCUAGCACCAGAGUAUACAAAGACAGGACAAAUUACAGAAAAAGCAGAUGUGUACGCUUUUGGAGUGUUGUUGCUUGAACUUCUUACUGGCCAGAGAGCCAUUGAUUUGUCAAGGAAAGUUGGCCAGCAAUACCUUCCAGAUUGGGCUAGGCCUUUGCUAGUGAAGAGGAAAUAUGAUGAGCUGAUGGAUCCAACCUUACAAGAAAGUUACUCACUCCAAGAAGCCCAAUUCAUGAUGCAAGCAGCAUGCUUAUGCAUCACCACAGAUCCACAAUCUAGGCCUCGAGUGUCCAAGGUCCUAAGGAUUUUGGAAGGUGAUGUGCCAAAUGAAGUUCUCUCUCCAUCUCAUGGAACAAGUGAUAUUCUCUCUCCAGCCAAGGGGGAAACUAUCUCAACCCCUGAAAUAAAAGAGAGGAGGAUCCAAAAUAGGAGAAGGUGGAAAACAAUUCCUAACCAUGCAAGUGAAACUCUAAAUCCAAAUAUAAGCAAGGAUUCUCCUCUCUCUAGCAUGGAAGGAGAAUGUAUGAAUGAGAACAAAGAUGUGAUUUAA